Messenger RNA from Truncatella angustata, 2027 nucleotides. Its product is annotated as major facilitator superfamily domain-containing protein. The record is from RefSeq and is a predicted model, not a curated record. NCBI's taxonomy places the organism in Eukaryota, Fungi, Ascomycota, Sordariomycetes, Amphisphaeriales, Sporocadaceae. Gene Ontology annotation, biological process: transmembrane transport. The transcript has 9 exons. The coding region runs from base 159 to 1808 and encodes 549 amino acids. Gene Ontology annotation, molecular function: transmembrane transporter activity.
UAGCUCUUGUUGAUCUCACCGCAUUCGUUAUCAACCUCAAUUCGUUAUCGUUUAGAAGAUGCCUCAAAGGACAACCUGGAUGGUAUAUAGACUGUCAUGUUGUCUAGUUGAACGAGAUGGCAAGAUAUCUACGACCAUUCAAAUCAACCUGAUCGGACAUGGCGGCAAACCAGACCAUGUACGACCGGAUUCCGGGGACGGAAUUAUUGAUUGAUGUCAACAAGUCUUUGGGAUUGUCUCAUGCGGAUGCAGGGCAAUCUGACGUUGUCCUUAUUCCACAGCCUUCUAAAUGUGAAGGUGAUACAUUAACAUGGCCAAAAUGGAAAAAAUACUAUCAGCUCUUUUUAGUUUCGUUGUAUGCGUGUGCCUUCUCAUUUGGCGAAAAUACACUUGGAGCUGCUUGGACGACUGUCAGCGAUGAAACCGGUGUCAGCUUGACAAAAAUGAACGGCGGCAGCGCGUUGAACUACCUUCUUCUUGGCUUUGCCAAUAUCUGGUGGAUCCCUCUUGCCAAUAUACUUGGCCGGAGAUUAAUCUUCCUGAUAACCACUCUGAUAAAUGUCGCUGCCAUUGCCUGGAUUGGUUCCUUCAAUGGCACGGGCCAGUGGAUGGCAAGCAUGGUACUUAUGGGUGUAGCAACAUCGGCAUACCAAGCUAUUAUUCAGCUUACUAUAUUUGACAUGUUCUAUGUACAUGAUCGAGGCAGGAUGCUUUCGGUAUAUCUCUUCGGGCAGCAGCUGGGAUCUAUUCUCGGACUCAUCUCUGGUGGUACCAUCGCAGACACUGUUGGCUGGCGGUGGAGUCAGUAUAUAUGUGCGAUUAUUGAUGGCAUUGUCUUCCUACUUCUGUUUUUCUCGUUUGAGGAGCCCCUGUUCCCUCGUUUCCUGCUCACAAACUCCUCUCCACACACUCUAGGAGGGUUGCCAAGCGAUGUUGGAAUGCCGUGUGCAGCCGAUGACACAAACAAAGACAAGCAUGGGAAUGGAGACCUACGGACCGUUACGAGCAACAGUGACGGGUUUAUUGACGAUUUCCCUAAGCGGACCUAUUUACAGAUGCUUAGACCUUGGACUCGAUAUCCACAGAAUAAGACGACUUACUGGCAGUAUUUCCGCCGCCCGUUCUUCUUGUGGGGGUUUCCGAAUAUCGUCAUUCAGGCUGGGUUCAUCUUUGCCUUUGGUUGUACCGCUGGCAUUGUUUCCUUCAACACUAUAUCAGAAAUUCUCACCGAAGAUCCCUACAACUUCAGCACGACCGCAACUGGUCUUGUGUUCUUCGCUGCUCUGAUCGGAAGUAUCAUCGGCUGGGCGACCGGUGUGCUAAGUGACCAAGUCGUGAUAUUCCUUGCACGCAGAAACGGUGGCGUCAAAGAGCCAGAGAUGCGUCUUUGGAUGCUAAUCCCCUGUUGCGUCUAUGCUGCGCUCGGAUACAUGCUCUACGGUUGGGGUGCGGAGACUGGAAUUCCUUGGAUUGGGAUCGCAAUUGGAAUUUGCGCAAUGAUAGCGCACCAGGUUGGUGCAUGUGCUAUUGCCACAGCUUAUGCCAUGGAAUGUUUUCCAGGAAUAUCCGGCGAGCUCGUAGUUGUCCUCGCUAUGUGUUCCUCGAUGGUAAACUUUGCAUUGUCAUAUUCCGUGCAGCCGUUCGUUGAGGCAACUGGUUUCGGUUGGGCCUUCUUUUUCUUUGGUAUGUGUGUAUUGGGCUCCAUGGCGAUAGCCGUGCCACUGGUUCUCUAUGGUAAAGACUGGAGAAAAGCGAAAUCCUCCAGGUAUUAUCAAUUCUUGGAGGAGGUUGGAGGAUCGACAGAGUAGGCUUGUUUGCACGUCGUAAAAGGUGAUGCACCAGCCUACAUGAUUGAUACAAUUAGGGUAGCAUCAGCAUAUGAAGUGAUCACUAUCGGUAGCAAUAUGUGGCGGCAGUUUUCAGUUUCUUCGGCGAUGUCCAUGGCGUCAAGAUCAGAAUUAAAGCCGUAGCAGUGGUAUCUCAAGCUGCAAGACCUCUACGUCCAUAAUUACGAAAACUUGCUGGGC